GAUUCUGAAACUCAGAAAAUCGGUGGUUUUAGUUUUUCUCUGGCCGACACCUCCACUACUGUCUCCACUACCGACCCCUCAAAUACAAUCUCAAUUGCUGCAGCUGCUACUACAUGCAUCACUGUGUCUAGCCCUUCAACCAUCAGAGAUGGCUUGCCGACCUUAGCCAAAUCUAGUUUCUCCACGACUAGCGCUGAUUCUGGCACUGUUAGCGGAGGUCUAUUCUCUUUUACUUUGGCUGGAAGUGGCAAUGCUUCCACUGUUAUUCCACUCACAGGAGCGUCUCCUUUGUUCCCACCAGCUGCUUCGUCUGCAACUACUCCACAAACAUCAGGUGGAUCAAUCCCUCAGCCGAUUUCCACUUCUCCGUUUCGGCAUGGACUUUUCAGUGGCUUUCUAAUGCCAGGUUCACCUGUGGAUAGCGCAAAUGUGGCUGCAUCUACCCAACAAAUGCCUUUGACGUCGACGCAAGCAACAACUAUUGUAUCCUCUCCCAUUAUGAGCGUCAGCGAACCAUUCUCUGGCCUUUUACGAUCACCCUCAAGCCCAAGUUCAAAUUCACCUGGCCUUUUCUCUAUUACUUCAUCAGCCAUUACGCCAAACCCUCCAAACAGCAGCGCUCAGUCCAUAGCAGGUGGUCUUUUCUCCUCGAUUCCAUCCCUUAACCCUAUCGCUACACCACCAUUCUCUUUUCCAACCAUUUCCGCCACUCCUGCUACUACUAUUACUGCUAUUGCUUCAUCACCUCAAUCUGGUAUCUUCGCAGGAUCAACGAAUAUAUUCAAGACUUUUACAUCAGGCUCACAAUCCACCCUUGCUCCUCCAACCGCAACUUCCGAAGUCUCCAAUGUCGGAUCUCUCUUUUCAUCUGGACUAAAUAUUUCCGGUGCUCCUGCUCCGUGUACUGUUGGUAGUAGUACAUCCGGUGGACUUUUUGGCCAAUUGUCUACUGCUUUGUCUGUACCAGUAUUAGGAACGACAACUUCUCUUUCACCUGCACUCAGUAGUGGUCUUUUUGGAGUGCCAAACGAGUCUCUUGGAAAGCCAGUCGGAGAAGGUGCAUAA
Protopolystoma xenopodis is the source of this 1065-nucleotide messenger RNA. The record is from the annotation of a GenBank genome assembly. NCBI's taxonomy places the organism in Eukaryota, Metazoa, Platyhelminthes, Monogenea, Polystomatidea, Polystomatidae.